Messenger RNA from Talaromyces marneffei, 1269 nucleotides. RefSeq lists its product as uncharacterized. The record is from RefSeq and is a predicted model, not a curated record. Gene Ontology annotation, cellular component: cytosol. Gene Ontology annotation, biological process: gluconeogenesis; glycolytic process. NCBI's taxonomy places the organism in Eukaryota, Fungi, Ascomycota, Eurotiomycetes, Eurotiales, Trichocomaceae. The transcript has 4 exons. The coding region runs from base 1 to 1269 and encodes 422 amino acids. Gene Ontology annotation, molecular function: phosphoglycerate kinase activity; ADP binding; ATP binding.
AUGUCUCUCUCCAACAAGCUUGCUAUCACCGACGUCGACGUCAAGGACAAGCGUGUCCUCAUUCGUGUCGAUUUCAACGUCCCCCUUGACGCCGAAAAGCACAUCACCAACAACCAACGAAUUGUCGGUGCCUUGCCCACAAUCAAAUAUGCCAUUGACCACGGCGCCAAGGCCGUCAUCUUGAUGUCCCACCUUGGUCGUCCCGACGGCAAAGUCAACCCCAAGUACAGCUUGCAGCCCGUUGUCCCCGAGCUCGAGAAGCUCCUCGGCCGCAGCGUCAUCUUCACAAAGGACUGUGUUGGCCCUGAAACAGAGGAAAUCGUCAACAAGGCUUCUGGUGGUCAGGUCAUCUUGCUCGAAAACUUGCGAUUCCAUCCCGAGGAGGAAGGUAGCUACAAGGAUGAGCAGGGUAACAAGGUCAAGGCCGACAAGGCCAAGGUUGAGAAAUUCAGGAAGGAAUUGACUGCUCUUGGAGAUGUUUACAUCAAUGAUGCUUUCGGAACUGCCCACCGUGCCCACAGCUCCAUGGUCGGAGUUGAUCUCCCCCAAAAGGCCGCCGGUUUCCUCGUCAAGAAGGAACUCGACUACUUUGCCCAGGCCUUGGAAAACCCCAAGCGUCCUUUCCUUGCUAUCCUUGGAGGCUCCAAGGUUUCUGACAAGAUCCAGCUCAUCGACAACCUCCUCCCCAAAGUCGACAGCUUGAUCAUCACCGGUGGCAUGGCUUUCACCUUCAAGAAGACUCUUGAGAACGUCAAGAUCGGUAACUCCCUGUUCGAUGAGCCCGGCAGCAAGACCGUAGGUGAUAUCAUUGAAAAGGCAAAGAAGUACAACGUCAAGGUCAUCCUGCCCGUCGACUACGUUACUGCCAGCAAAUUCGGCGCCGAUGCUGAAGUUGGCAGCGCCACCGACGCCGAAGGUAUCCCCGAUGGCUGGCUUGGUCUGGAUGUCGGUCCCAAGAGUGUUGAAUUAUACAAGAAGGCUAUCGCUGAAGCCAAGACUAUCCUCUGGAACGGUCCCCCUGGUGUCUUUGAGUUGGAGCCCUUCGCCAGCGGAACAAAGGCUACCCUCGACGCCGCCGUUGCUGCUGCUCAGUCUGGUGCUGUCGUCAUUAUCGGUGGUGGUGAUACUGCUACCGUUGCUGCCAAGUACAAGGUUGAGGACAAAUUGAGCCAUGUCUCCACUGGUGGUGGUGCUUCUUUGGAGUUGUUGGAGGGUAAGGAUUUGCCUGGUGUUUCGGCUCUCUCAAAGAAAAGUGUAUCAAGCCUUUAG